GGCUGUGUACCGUGCGGGAAAGACCUGGGCUCCGGGAGCGAGCGCCUGUCUCUUUAAAUGCCAGGGGCUGCGCUCCCGCCCCGGGAGCCCGGAGCCGGAUCUACAAUCCCGUCCCUCCCGCCCCGGCGCUUGUUGCUCGCCCGGCCCGAGCGGGAGCUGCCGCCGCCGGGCAGCGAGGCUGAUUCCGUCUCCUCCUUCUCGCGCCCCACCUCCCUCGGGAGCAGAUUGAGGGGGAGCAGCAGCCCAGCGGGAGGGAGGGGGUGCGGUGUGGACAGACAUUGUCCCCCCACCUGCAAGUGUUGAGGGUCUACGUAGCCGCGGGAGCAAGACAUGCGUCGCUGCCCCCUGCCCAGCCUCACUGCCGCCCGCGCCUGGAGAGGAGGGACUGCGGAGCCCGCACCUGCAAACUCGCCCUAGAAGUCUCCGGGUGCGGCGGGGGCCCCUCCCAAUUCCCCACGGCCUCCACCUCCCGGCGGGUGAGUUUGCGCAGGUGGUCACUGCCCCUGUCCGGGGACCUGUGCCCAUGACCCUAGUGGUGGUUUCGCUUUCUCCCCUCUCGGCGGUGUGAACGUGUGUCCGCAGCGUGAUGGGCAACCAGGUGGAGAAACUGACCCACCUAAGUUAUAAGGAAGUUCCCACGGCCGACCCGACCGGCGUGGACCGGGACGACGGGCCUCGCAUCGGGGUCUCCUACAUCUUCUCCAAUGACGACGAGGACAUGGAGCCGCAGCCGCCGCCCCAGGGGUCCGAUGGAGGCGGCGGUGGCUUGCCCGACGGCGGAGACAGCCCGCCGCUGCCCCCGCCGCAGCCCUACGACCCACGACUGCACGAGGUGGAGUGCUCGGUGUUCUACCGCGAGGAGUGCAUCUACCAGAAAAGCUUCGCGCCGGGCUCCGCGGCGCUGAGCACCUACACGCCCGAGAACCUGCUCAACAAGUGCAGGCCUGGCGACCUGGUGGAGUUCGUGUCUCAGGCGCAGUACCCGCACUGGGCAGUAUACGUGGGCAACUUCCAGGUGGUGCACUUGCACCGGCUGGAGGUGAGCAACAGCUUCCUGACGGACGCGAGCCAGGGCCGGCGCGGCCGCGUGGUGAACGAUCUGUACCGCUACAAGCCGCUGAGCCCUAGCGCCGUGGUGCGCAACGCGCUGGCGCACGUGGGCGCCAAGGAGCGCGAGCUGAGCUGGCGCAACUCGGAGAGCUUCGCCGCCUGGUGCCGCUAUGGCAAGCGCGAGUUCAAGAUCGGCGGCGAGCUGCGCAUCGGCAAGCAGCCCUACCGGCUGCAGAUCCAGCUCUCUGCGCAGCGCACCCAUACGCUGGAGUUCCAGAGCCUGGAGGACCUGAUCAUGGAGAAGCGGCGCAACGACCAGAUCGGGCGCGCAGCGGUGUUGCAGGAGCUCGCCAUGCACCUACACCCGGCCGAGCCAGAUGAGGGCGACUGCGACGCCGCGCGGACUACGCCGCCUCCUGGGCGCCUCCCUGCGUCCGGCCGGCGGGAAGAGGACCGAGAGGCGGUGGUGCACUGACGGGCGAGCUGAGUGCAGAGCUGUGAAAGGGAGCUGUUUGCAGCAGGCGCUGCCCCCUCCCUCCUCUCACUCCCUCCUCCACCACCUUCUGGGCCCCAUCUGGGUUCCUGGGCCAUUUGGAAAACCGAGAGUUGAUGAAAUGCGCAGCCAGCUGUGGCUCAAGCUUGUUAUCUUGGACGGAGGAGGAAGAGGGAGCAGGUAGGAGCACUUUGGCUGGGGGCACUUCCUGCCCGCCUCCUCAAUUUGUCUUCCUUUCCAAAGUGGGGCAAACUGUGAACUUGCCUGACGCUUAAUCCCUCCUGGACCUGGGUCCAAAACCGACUCUUCUUAAGCGUGCGGGGGUGGAAAAAAGUUCAGAGUACCAACGCCUGCCAUUGCCUCCUCCCCACUUCCUCUCCUAUCCUGGGCUUGGAGGAUGUCCUGUACGAAGGCCAAAGUGGGUUUGUGUCGUGCCAGGCCGGCAGAGAGCCUCUUAUCUGCUACCCUCGCGGAGCUGUGUGUGGAAUCCGGGAAGCUGGGGUGAUUUAUGGGAUUCCUGGGGUGCAAGGCUGGAGAAACCAGGACCAGGGAACAGCAGACCAAAACCAAGCGGCCCCCUAUGAAGUGUAACAAAGGGUUGUGUAAACUUGGGCUACAAAACAAAGACUUUGCUACCUCCCUCCUCCCCAUCCCCAAGUAAUUCAUCUUCUGGAGCUGGCUUCUAGCUGAGUCUCCUGCUCCCUCCUGCUCCACCCGCCACUUCCCAGGUUACAAGUAAAUCAUUGUCACCGGCCAGCUAGGGGAAGGAUUCAAUUAUGGUUCUGUUUUGUCGCCUUUGUUUCUCGCCUGCAAUUGUAGGCACUUACAGCUGCGCUGUUUGUUAUCAGAGGAGGGAACAGCCCUUUGUGCCUCUGAUCUAAUUAAACCUGCUUGGCCGUGUGCAUCCUCAAGUCACACAUGGGGUUGGCUGAUGCCACCCCAUAAAGUAUCUGCUACAGAAGCAGCCCAUCAGGGUUGGUUGCCCUGGCAGGAAUGAGUCAGUCUCCUCUCCCACUCCCCACCCAACCCCCUUCCAGAACAGUGAAGAUAACCUUUUUAAAAUGUAAGGCUUUGUUGGUGGUAAACUCUUAGGCUGGAGGCAUAUUUCAGUAAGGUAUUUAUUUUGCUAGCCACACUUGAUGCAAUUUAAUUUAAUUCAAGAUGCUGUAUUGUUAUAUUGCAGCAGUCUCCUAGUUGCUUGGAGAAUGCCCCUUCUGUAUGCCUUCUCAAUUAAGAGAGGUGACAGCAAUCACAAAUAAUGCCACCUGGUGUAGUCAGUGCCAUAGUGAAAUGGCACGGGUGACAGUCCUAAAGCACCGGGUGGUGACUGUGGGAUCCGCCGCGGCAGGCUGGCCUAUUCUAUUUUCAUCUGCUGCUGAGCUACUGUUUGCUUUACUAUAAGGUUUUAAAAAAUUUUACAAUCUGUCCCUUGUAUUCGCGUGAGCUCUUUAAUGGCGCGUGCCCUCCAUUUCAGAAUGCUUUUCUGCUGCACACUGGCAUUGCUGAUGCUAUCUAAAAGUUGAGUAAAGUUUUUGUUUCUCUUGGGAGUCAUUGUAGAUUACACAGAACGAGUCAUUUUGUGACCCAAUUCUUACAGUUGGAGUAGAAUCGUUCUUGAGUGUUCUACAGCCGUGGCCAUUCUUGGGCCUCCUCCUGGAGAUCUCCAAAUCAAGGCAACAAGACUUGAAGGAUUUCUUUGUAUACUUUUUUCGAACUUGGAAGUUGAGGCCAUAAUUUUUAAAACCCUAGACCUUCAUAGCAUCUCAACAUGAAAUAAUUUGAUUGCAAGGGCGUUAGCUAUGUUUCCUGUCUUUACAGGGAUCAUAGAACAAGUCCUAACACUUUGUUAAAGGUGAACCACACUCAGCCCCAGUCUGGGACUUUGGAGAAAUGUCAGCCUCCUGAUGGAAAUGUACAUCUCGUUGCCAUGUUUAAUAGUCUCUUUUCCUGCUCAUGGAAAAGCGGAGCAAGGUAAACAUGGGUCAAGACAUUUAGCAGAGCCUACUACAGAUUUGGGUUUUCUUUUAUGCUUAACAAACCAACAUGCAGAGAGCAGGAGGGAGGAAGAACAGAACAGCACUGCCUAGCAGCUCUGGGCUAACUAGCCAGCUCUUCUUUCUGUUCUCCUUGUCGCUGUCUCCCUUCUUUGCCCUCAAAUGGAAGGAGAAUGUCAUUGGUGACUGCGGUCUGACAGUGACUAUCUCUUGCUACAAAUGAACUGGUUUUUGUGAGAAGUCUCAACUUGAAGAACUCCGGUAAAAUCCACACUAAUAAAAGCAUUCUGCCUCUAGAGAAGAGGUUUUUGAUAAUAGAGCCUGAAAAUGAACUAGGAAAGGAAAUAAAUCUACUCCAGAUGCUGCUUUCCCAUGUAAUGCAAGCAUUUUUAUAGGGUACCAGAUGUGUGAAAUGUGUAAUACUUAGGAACAGCGAUUGCACUGGAAGUUUUCUUAGGAUUAUAAUGCUUAAAGGAAAGCAACAACCAACCUGUGGAGGCUGCAAGAAAGGGGAAUCCGGUCAACUCUUGGCUCUUUCCUCAAGAUGGCAGUGUUGUGGAUGAGUGAGGUUUUAAUGCCCAGGCGGUGGCUACAUCUGGCACUUUAAGAAAAUAAAUAUAUUUAAUUUUUGUUUCUCCUUAGGAAUGAGACUUUAGAACUAUUUUGUACUGUGAAUUACGGAUGCUCUUUGAAGGAAAGAGAAGUUGAUUCUAAUGUUCUUCAGAAGCUCUGGCAGGGAUAAACAGGACACCUGACUAGAACAUACGCUAAAUGUAAUCAGACAAAUUCUAUUUUCUUACCCGAGCAAAUAUUUUAUUGAGACUGCUUAUGUAUGUCCCAGGAGCCCACGACUUCAGCUACACAACUUUUUUGUAUUGAAAAAACUCAUACUUUUUGUAACUUUGACUCCACAUUUAAUUUAAAAUGACUUUAUAGCACUAAAAUGCCUAGCAGAAGACGUUACUCCAGACCUUUAAGGAAAUUUUUAGUUUUUAUGAAAAAUGAUGCUUCAGUGGUUAACUUGUCCUGUCGUUGGUGCUUCUGGCCCUAACGGCACCACUAGACAAUACCGCAACCACGUGGAAACAUAUUUUUGGGAGCAAAACUUUAAUUUUGUAUGACAUAUGCUAUGGAGAGUGAAGAAAAUUUAAAGACUACUUGUUUUCUAUUUUUUUUUCUUAACAAAUGGAAUCCACUGUGUUGAAGCCUCUUGAUAUUAUGUGAUUGUCUAACCAUUUUUUAUAAAUUAGAAUAAAAUCUAGUGUGAUCAUGGUCAUUGAAUGGAUUUGUUUGGAAAGUUACAUUUUGUGAAUUUAUUUUUUUAAAUCAGGGUAACUAUAAUCUUGACUGGUUUCUUCAACUUUUUAUUAUGUUGGUUUCUCCAUAGUUGUAAUACUUGUGACCCACAGAGAAUUACAUUGACUAACACGAUAAAUUCCACAUGUAUUUUAUUUCCCAGUGAAUUGUGUAAACUUUAUUUUUGUUGAAGAUUGUAUGUUAAAUCAAUGUUCUGUUCUCAUACCACUUCUUGAGAAGGAGGUUCCAAUUUGAAAUUGUAUCAUUUCCUUCAAAAUGAAGGGCAGUGCUUAGUUAAAUAAAAGAUUGAUGACAUCUUUUAAACCA
This is a messenger RNA of Equus quagga, 5160 nucleotides long. RefSeq names its product LRAT domain containing 2 (gene LRATD2). The record is from RefSeq and is a predicted model, not a curated record. Bases 587 to 1525 code for a protein of 312 amino acids. Lineage: Eukaryota; Metazoa; Chordata; Mammalia; Perissodactyla; Equidae. The transcript has 2 exons.